Messenger RNA from Camelus dromedarius (Arabian camel), 6699 nucleotides. RefSeq names its product syntaxin 6 (gene STX6). Gene Ontology annotation, molecular function: SNARE binding; SNAP receptor activity. The record is from RefSeq and is a predicted model, not a curated record. NCBI's taxonomy places the organism in Eukaryota, Metazoa, Chordata, Mammalia, Artiodactyla, Camelidae. Gene Ontology annotation, cellular component: synaptic vesicle membrane; endomembrane system; SNARE complex. The transcript has 8 exons. Gene Ontology annotation, biological process: intracellular protein transport; vesicle fusion; retrograde transport, endosome to Golgi. The coding region runs from base 248 to 1015 and encodes 255 amino acids.
GAGGAGCUGCAGGAGGGGGCAGCAGCGGGGGCCGGCGCUGGAGUCAGGGAUUCGGGCUGCAGUUCCCACCUAGCGCUGGAUCCGCGGCCGGCCGGCGCACCCCGGCCUGCGCGCGCCGCUGCUCGGGGUCCCCUAGGCCGAGGCGCCGGCAGCUGCGCGAGGCAGGUGGGGUGGGCAGAGGGAGGUUCGCCGGGCGCGGGCGCCCUGUGCGCGGAGCAGGCGUGAGGCGGUCGGGGGCCGGGACGCCAUGUCCAUGGAGGACCCCUUCUUUGUGGUGAAAGGAGAGGUACAGAAGGCAGUCAACACCGCGCAGGGGUUGUUUCAGAGAUGGACGGAGCUCCUCCAGGACCCCUCCACAGCCACGAGGGAGGAAAUCGACUGGACCACCAAUGAGCUGAGAAACAACCUCCGGAGCAUAGAGUGGGAUCUAGAGGACCUUGAUGAAACCAUCAGCAUAGUUGAAGCAAAUCCUAGAAAAUUCAACCUGGAUGCAACCGAAUUGAGUAUAAGAAAAGCCUUCAUCACAAGUACUCGGCAAGUCGUCAGGGACAUGAAGGAUCAGAUGUCCACCUCAUCUGUGCAGGCAUUAGCUGAAAGGAAAAACAGACAGGCCCUGCUCGGAGACAGUGGCGGACAGAACUGGAGCACAGGAACGACAGAUAAAUACGGGCGCCUCGACCGGGAGCUCCAGCUGGCCAACUCCCACUUCAUCGAGGAGCAGCAGGCACAGCAGCAGCUGAUUGUAGAACAGCAGGAUGAGCAGUUGGAGCUGGUCUCUGGCAGCAUUGGGGUGCUGAAGAACAUGUCCCAGCGCAUCGGAGGGGAGCUGGAGGAGCAGGCAGUCAUGUUGGAUGAUUUCUCCCACGAGCUGGAGAGCACUCAGUCUCGACUGGACAACGUGAUGAAGAAACUCGCAAAAGUAUCUCACAUGACCAGUGAUCGGCGCCAGUGGUGUGCCAUCGCUGUCCUCUUCGUGGUCCUGCUGGUCGUGCUGAUCCUCUUCUUGGUGCUGUGACGGCGGGGCCUGGGGCCGCCGCCUCCUGCACGGGGACCUGGUGGAGAGGGAGCAGCAGCGCGCAUGGUGUGGCCGGCUCCUCGCGUCCCGCUCCUGGAAACACCGCCUGCGCUGACUUUUCUCUCUGUGACCCCACCAUCGAGACAGCGCCUCCGUCCCUGCGCCAAGAAGGCCGGUGGGGAGAGGAGGCCGAUGACUGCACACUCCUGGCGCCUCUGCCUUGUUCCGAGGGCCUCCGAGGAAUACAGAAAAACUCAGACUCGGCUCGUGUUGGCUAUUGCUCAUUCCAUCUGUCUUUGGCAGCUCUUUUCUCCCGCUCAGAUCCUUCGCCCCGUCAGAUGACAUGCGCUGUCCCGUCCAGAAGCGCCGGCUCCUGGGUAUGUUUUGUGUCCCGCCCCAGGAGCGCCCUUCACUCCUGAGAGCUGGUGGUUAAUGGGGACCCAGGGCUCAGAAGCACUUUGUGACAGAAGAUGCCGUGAUUGGCUUUUCAGGGAUAAGUGCUGGUGUGAAAGUGCUUUUACAGGCCCAUUUUUUGGUGGGAGGAAUAACUAAUGAAAAAGAAUGAAAAGCAAAAAAAAAAAAAGAAUGAAAAGCACUGGGUUUCGGGGGAUGCUGGCAACUUGUGGCUUGAAUGGGGAGGACAGGGCAGCGGGGCACAGCUGUGGGAGGGUGAGCUGAGUGCCGGGGUCGGGGCCUUGGUGGAUUCACGCCACUGUCCUAUAGCCUCCUCCCUAGAGGUGCAACUUGCAUUUUCAGGGUGACCUUUACGUGAGCAGCUCAGUGGCUCAUGAGUGUCUGAGAUCCCAAAGUAGCGUCACUGGCAGUAAUUUUAUUCUGGUAGCACCCUGCCUUGGGGGCUGCGGGUGGUCAGUACAUUUAUUAUAUUUACUCAGAAACUGGAAUGUCAAAAGAAGGCUAGUUCUGGUCCGGAUUUUUCUUACCUUGUGAGUAACUACAAGGAUGGGUAGGUGAACUGGGUUCUUUUCUUCCCCUAAGAUGAUAACUCGAUUAUGUCAUCCAUUCAGAUAACUGAGCCAAUCCAAAUUUAAAUGACAGAUGCUGUAUGAGACACUGUACACUGCUAGCUUCUGAUGGCUUGUAAGAGGCCUCCCGUGUACACAUGUAUAGAGGAUAUUUUUAUAACCUCCCUGAUGAAAACCUGAUACUGAAGUAGCAGCUGAAGCCAGAGCCAGCGCCUGGCGGGGAGGCUGCCGGUCUCUGCCUCACCUCCCUCUUUCGCACUUGGAAAGCACAGCAGUGUCUGGGUAGACGUCUCGCUCUGGCUUUUGUCUCAUCUUUUGGGGUCCAUUCCUCAGCACGCUUUUUUUUCUUGUUUUGUUUAUAGCUCUUGUUUUUCGGUUUGUGUUGGGCUUUUGUCCCCCCCCCCACCUUUUUUUGUGUAUGAUUUGCAAUGAUAUGCUUGCCCAGCUAACCUCUGAAUUGCACUUUUUAAUAAAUAUUUUUAACAAUUUUUUUAAAGAAAGGUAUUUUCUCACGUUUAGGAUCAUGUUAAGGAAAUCUGCCUGUUGAGAGCUAAAAGCAGAUUCAUAAAACUAAAAGGGUGAUUGACAUCCACAUUUACACUCAAUUCUCUAUUUGAUAUAGAAAUAAGUUAUUAUUUUUCAAAUUAGAAAAAAAGUGAUUAUGACAAAGGGCUUCAGAUGUAGGGUACUAGAUUAUUUGUUUUACAAAGUUUUGAGACUUAUUAAAAUAGCCUUUUAUAAACAGGACAGGGCUGGUCCUUAGAUUUGCAUUAAAAUAUACACGUCUUUGUUAACCAUCCACGUGGCCCUUGUCACAGUACUGUGACCCCCACUCUCCAUGUUACACAAAGCAGCUGACGUCUUGAUGAAGUCCAGUCUCGCCCUAUUUAAACGCUGUUCUAUUCUCUGGGUGGUAGGUUUACUGUGCCCCUCGAAACCGUCACUUGUCGGCAGGGCCUGUUGGGAACAUGCCUGGUCAUUAGUAGGAUUCUCCCCAGACUUUAGGGACCAAGUUUUGUGAUGCUAGGGUGAUGUGAUAUGAGGGUUAAUUACUAAAUGGGGAUAUUUGGAGUUAGCCUGCUCACUGAUUCAUGGUGUUUGCUAAACAGUGGUUAUUGUAGACCAGACUGGACUGAAGCUAAGGAGCAAGCUAGUUAGAAGGAGAAAGUUUACUUAAAAUCCAGGCACUGCUCCAUUCUCUCUGUAGGCCCACUGCUUUUCUAGCCUCCAAAGAGUUAUUUGAUAAGCUGCCUCUUAAACUGUUACCAGAGCCGCUCUGUCCCAGGUGUCACUUCUGGUCCAGGCUGGCUUGAUCAUGGGUCUGACUCCAUUGUACCUGGACUGGGCAGUCACUAUAGACCAGUGUUCAUUUGAAGGCUCCCCUCUCAGACUCCAGCCCGUGGCAGAGAGCAUGCCAAGGGCUUAGGUUUAUUUUUAAGGACAAAUGUUUCCUCAUCAGUGAUCCUACUGCUACUGGUCCUUUGCACGCGGUCCCUUAACCCUGAGGGGUGGCACAGGGGGAGGCGGGGAGGCCAGCAGAGCCCCGCUGGGCUCAGAAGCACUUCCCGUAGCUGCAGGUUUCCCUUCAGCCUCUGCACCUCCUGCCGCGCUCCUCGUCGCUAAAGGACUGGCAGGAUGCGAUGGGUAACAGAAAGAGCUCGAUUUCUGUUUAUUGGAAGAACAGUUUACUCAUCAGCUGAUUUUAGGGGGUGAACGGGGGAGUGAACUGUUGAAUUUGCCAGAGUGGGAAUCCAGCUGGAAAAGCAAAAUACCUUUAGUUUUUAGUCCUGAUUUUUGAUCUUGUCUUUGUGUGAGCAGUGAAAAAUCACAAUGCUCUCCGUGUGCCACUGCCAUGUGGCAAUUGGAAGUUGCAGCGUGUGUGUGACAGGAGGGUCUUCCCGCCAGAGCCGGGGAGAAACUUGGUAACUUGCCCAUUAUUCUCUGCUUUUAGCCAGAGUUAAACAGACUGAUGGGUCUGGUAGCCAACAACUUGGCAGCUUCCGUUCCUUCUCACCUCGUGAGAUUAAGGGCUGCGAAGAGAAAUGUAGUCUUAACAGAGACAGAUUUCUGCUGGAGUUAAGUGUUUUACCUUCUGUAAGUGAAGGUGGCGGAGCCAAGAUUUUUCUUUUGGUAAUUUCCCUGACUGUCAAGUGAGACCGUUACCACCUUUCUAGAGAAUUCGUAGCAUUUGAAGAUCUAAAACCAAGUGAUAAAUAUGAGUUGCUUUUCCACCCUGGAAUUUGGACCAUUUGGCGUUACCUUAUACUGCAGGACAAAUUUGUAAACAAAACAGAAUUCGGAUUGUCUGGAAAGCGAAAGUUCCAAAAUACAGAACGCCCUACCGCCAGCCCUCCCUCUUUGUCUUCCUCUGGCUGGCAUUUCUUUCCCUCCUGGGUUUUUUAAGAAUAAUUUUUUUAAAAAAGAAUAUUCUUUGUCCAUGAAGUGCAGAGAGGUGAGGCCAGAGGGCCCAUGGUCACGUUGCGCUGUCCUGACCACGGAGGCAGCGCCCGGGGAAGGCCCUUGGAGGCCUCCUUUCUGUCCUGUCCAGAUGCCCAUCCCCAGCUCCCAGCCCUCACACGCUUAUGCUGGAAAUGAGGAGCCCCAGUUCUUGCAGGGCCCCUGCCAGCCAGUCGUAUGAAACGUGGGUGCUGCCCCUGAUCAGUCAUGCUCACAGGGAAACUGCUGUAUUGGUGUUGCAAGAGAGUCCUGAGUAGAGAGAACUGCCAUUCAGCCCAGAAGCGACUGGAACAGCCCUGCUGUGAGCCUGGGGGCGAGGCCUGGGACUGAAGCUCCAAGCUGAUGGACUUCUGGGGUUCACGUCCCUAAUGGUAGACUCAGAAGGACUUGGGGUCCCUCAGCUCAGCCCUCUUGUUUUAGGGAUGAAACCCGGCUCCCCCAGCUGGCGGGGGAGUCCCUUGGUGCACUGCGUCCUGGACUCGGCCCCGGGAGCCCACAUUCGGUGGGACCAGCUGACCUCAGUGACCUCCCGUGAGGUAGCUGACGGGAACUCGUGCUCCCCCCUCAGCCCCGACACCGAAGCUCUGAAAGUUACAGUGGCGCUCUGGUCGUGUUGCUGCCGCCUCUGUGCAUCUGCGAGUUCCUAUCAUAUGAUGAGAUAGUCUCUACUAGUGUAGACACGUGGGGAGGUGAGGAAGAAAGAAAAAGAACUUGGUUUCCCUCUGACGUAAGCUAACGUGUUGGUGCUGUUUUCCUUCGGACACGACCUUUGUCCAGAAACGCCCUCCCUGGGGCCGUGCAGGUGGGACUGGCUUACACAGUGAUCGUCCCAGUCUCCUGCCCUGUUGCUUGGUUUCACAUGAACAUUUAAUGGACCUGGUUUACCAGCUGCAGCCAGACCCUUGUGAGAAAGUGUAUUUUACCCUUUUUGUUUUUUUUAAGGUUAUGAGUUACCAAACCGAGAAGCCACUUGAUUAUCUUGGGGUGGGGGGUGGGGGGGUUAGAAGCGAGACCACCCAGCUUUGUUAUUCGCUGACCAGAGCUCUCUGGCUUGUUCCCUGGCGGCAGCCCAGAGCUCCGCUCCAGCCUGGCUUUCUGUCAGCCCCGGGGUGGGAGCACGUCCAGGGUGGUUCUUCCCUGCUCUGCAGAAAGUAGACUUCGGCUGUGACCCUGCAGUUAGACCCUCCUAGUUCUGGGAGAGGCAGCUGUCCUGAUCCUCAGGCCAGAAAAGGAAAAUAGUGUGUCUCUGCCCUGCUGUCUAUGGGGGCGAGGAGAGGCCAGGCAGGUGUCCCACGAAGAGGUUAUUGGAACUGUUUGUGAGCACCAUGCGACGUCGUCCUGACUGACCCAGGCUGGGAGAAUGCCCAGGGUGGGGUGGGGGGCCUGAAAACCAGGAAAGGGCCAAAGAAAGCAAGCUGCAAACGAUGAUGAAUUCAGUUUUUGCAAGUGGAAAUAUGCUUUCACUGGCUCAUUUGUAAUCAGAAAUUAGUGUAAUUAAAAAAACACAAUGUGUAGUAUGUGGCAGUACUCAGCAGGAUGAAACCAUUGUAUUUUUCUUCCAAGGAUAAUUAAAAAAUAAAACGCUGGAAGGUUAUUUAACUAGAAUGUACAAACUGAAGAGGUGAGAUCAGAGAUUAGAAAUGCAAAUGCCACAGUGAGUUCCAGAUGGUGCUUCUCCCCCCGCCCCCCCAGCCUCCUCCCACCCACGAGAACAGGCCAGAGCCCUAGGCCAGGAGUUUACAGCCCUCCCCAGAGGCAGAGAGAUCUUGCUUCCUCUAUGAAGGGGGCCUCCCUCCCAGUGUGGUGUGUGACCAGCAGUGGUAGCAUCCUCUGGGAACUUGCUAGAAACACACAUUCUCAGCCCACCCGCCCCCAGACCUGCCAAAUCAGACUAGGGUGAGGCCAGCGCGCUGUGUUUUACAAGCCCUCCAGGGGAGUCUGAGGGCCGCUCGCAUUGGAAACCUACUGCCCCCGCAUUGUGGACUUACUUAGGCUCCAGCAGACCACCUCUGUAAAACCAUUUUCAUGGCCUUGACUGUAAUCCUGACAUUAAAAUUUGAUGACACUAUAAACUUGAAAACUUUUAAAGAUACUUGUAUUUCAAGAAGCCUCAACUAACCCUUGUUAAAAGUGGUAUUUUUACACCCUGAAGUCUAUCAGUAAUGUUUCUUCUACUCUUGAAAUCAUGUUACAGCUGUAUAAAGAAUACUGUUCAGUAUUAAAGAGAAAUGGAGGGACCAUGAA